Messenger RNA from Gavialis gangeticus (Gharial), 1827 nucleotides. RefSeq names its product lymphocyte expansion molecule (gene CIMAP2). NCBI's taxonomy places the organism in Eukaryota, Metazoa, Chordata, Crocodylia, Gavialidae. Bases 77 to 1243 code for a protein of 388 amino acids. The record is from RefSeq and is a predicted model, not a curated record. The transcript is spliced from 10 exons.
CUGUGGUUGUCAUGGCAGCAGAGUUCCAGAGCAGCCGGGAGCCUCGGACACCAGCCUGUGGACCAGAGAAUGGGGCAUGGCAUCAAAGGGCUUCACAGGUGCCCCCUUUGGGACUCAAGCAGCCAGGUUUUGUGGGCCAUUGACUUACUCAAAGAAGAAGAGAUCUACCACCCAUGCACAGAAGCCCAAUGGCAAAACGGUGUCUUCAGAUGUGGGGAAGACUUCGAGUUCCAGCUGGGCAAAAGUGCAGGAAGCAGCACGGCUUUCCCAAAUCCCCCAUUUCCAAUUUAAGGAGAUAUGGAAGAAAACCAAAUACCUGAAAGACAGACUGGGACCAGGAACUUACAACAUCAAGGAUUUCCUGCAAGAGACCCGGCCUUCAAGUACUAGAGGUGUAUGUGACACCAGAGAAGAGAGGUUUAAAGACACCAUUAGGGAUUGCUACCCUGGCCCAGGAACUUAUGGCAGGAAUGGAAACCCUUAUGCCCUGAUAGAGGAGAAGGAAACAUUUUCUGCAAAAUCUCAAGGGAUCAUGGACAGCAGAACUGCAAAAUGCAUCUUUCCUUCCACAGCAGGAAGCGGUUUGGGACCAGGCACCUACAAUCUCAAAAACAGCAUAGAUGAGCUGCUGAAACAUGUGGUCAGUAAACGAGGUCCAUAUGACACCUUCUCUGGAGACAGGUCAAAGCCAGUUAUCUCUGGGCAUUAUGCUGUUGAGAAAAAACUUUAUGAGCCAGGUGCCAGCAAUCCCAAGAGCUUUGUGGAGGAGCUGGAGACAAAGAACAAUAAGAAGAAAGGUGCUUUCAGCACGCUUGCACGAAACCCAGGCUGCCCCACGGAGCGAAUCUUCUGGGCUACACUCAGCCAAUGUCCACGGGACACGUAUGCUGCAGGGCCAGGCUCCUAUGAUCCAAAGCCCAUUGAGAGAUCAGACUAUGAUAAUCAACCUCCAUUUUUGUCAUCUGCAAAAAGAUUUGACAGGAGAUCAUGCCGUCUCUUUUUUGCAAACUCCAAUCCUGUUGGUGUUGGCCGCUAUGACAUCACAAAACAAGAAAAAAGUGCUCGGAAGACAUACCGUUUGCUUUACCUGUGUGAUACGCAACGCUACCUGAACGACCUGGAGCGGGAUGCGUGCUUUUUAGAGCGAAUCAAGCCUGUUAGUAAAAGCUAUUGGCGCAAUUUAGCUUCUGCUUCCAGUGAGCCAGAUCGGUCUGCACAAGCUGCUGAUUCUUCUGAAAAUUAAGUCCAUGCUGGAAAGCAAAUAUCUGUGGAUAAAUUAUUAGAGAGAUGAGUUAUAAGACAACUGCAUACAGAUCAAGAGAUUGUAAAAUGACCUUGUUUUUCUCUGUCCUAAAAUCCAUUUUGAGCUACCAGCUACCUUCCACUGACAAUCAGUACUGAGCGGUCUUCACCUUGGUUUGGGACAAAAUGACACAAUUUACAGCAGGGGCAUUUAGUAGAAUGUUACUUAGGCAUGCUUCCUUCAAAGGAAGGUUUGCCAUGCAAAGCUCAUUCAACAUUAAUAUUCCCUUUUUCAUCAGUGAUUCAAAGAAGCGCAUGUGUGCCUUGUUUGCACCAUAGAUGGUCUAUGUAUUGCAGUUGACAGCUCUUGUUCUCAAACUAAACAGAAGGGAUAAAAGCCAGUCCUACCAGGACCUAAUGCUACAAAAACUAGAGGCACAUGUUUUGAACAUUGCAUUGAUUGAAAACGGUGAGCCCUCUGGUGGCCAAAACCUCAGUAUUUUGGUGAUAUUCCCCAGAAUCUGUUCACCUUUGACUGUCUGCACUGUAAUCACAGCUGUGACUGCAUCCUGCACUAAAUAAGCU